ACUUCAAAUUCGCGUUUUAAUUGCUAGAGCGAGUUGAAUAUGGCAAAAAACAAGCCCACGCUGAAUAUCAUUGCUGCUGCCUGUCAAAAUAUGGGGAUAGGCAACAAAGGCGCUCUUCCGUGGCGUUUGAAGAAAGAAAUGAAUUUUUUCAAGGAAAAGACCAGUACGACCACUUCCCCCGAGAAGCAAAAUGCUGUGAUAAUGGGGCGCAGGACCUGGUUCUCCAUUCCGGAGAAAUUCCGUCCGUUGUCCGGGAGGAUCAACGUCGUGCUCUCCGGCAGGCACAAAACCCUGGAGGGUGCAGACUACGUCGCAGACUCAUUGGAGCAGGCUAUGGACUGGUUGCAGUCCUCCCCCACCAAUGAGAAGCUCGACAAGAUUUUCGUCAUCGGAGGAGCGACCAUUUACAAGCGAACAGGAUGUCCCCCAAGGAGUGCAGGAAGAGGAUGGAGUGACGUACAAGCACGUAGUGUUUGUCUCCAGAGAGCAGAGCUGAAAGGGGCCCUUUGUUCCCCCCCCCCCCCUCUUCCUCAUGAAAGAGACGAUUGUGAGCUUGGAAGAAGUGUUCUACAUUUACCUUCUGAUCUGUUGCUGAAAUUUUUAAAAGUAUUUGUGUGUUUAUGGGGGUCAGUUUUGGGAAUGGGUUACAAUUGCAACAUGCAUCAUUUUUUAAAACACACUUUUUUCUAAAUUUUAAAU
Molecule: messenger RNA, 699 nt
Organism: Uloborus diversus
Lineage: Eukaryota; Metazoa; Arthropoda; Arachnida; Araneae; Uloboridae
Gene: Dhfr
Product: dihydrofolate reductase-like
Exons: 5
Coding region: 40-690 (216 amino acids)
Biological process (GO): folic acid metabolic process; glycine biosynthetic process; tetrahydrofolate biosynthetic process
Cellular component (GO): mitochondrion
Molecular function (GO): dihydrofolate reductase activity; NADP binding
Source: RefSeq, a predicted model, not a curated record